AAAUUUGCGGCUUAACAUGGAAUCGUCCGGCAUGCGAGUCGCUGUAAAAGACGAUCGACUCUAAAAUUUCCAUUUCGUAAACGUUUCACUCCCGUUCAGUAUUGUUUUAACCACUAUGUUUCUUCAGUAAAAAUCUACCAGUUUUUACAUUCACAGACGUCGUAGUGCUGUAUUCUCCAUGCUGGAAUCUCGUGCUUGUGAAGUACACAUUCGUUGUGGAUUCACCGCAUGGCGAGAUGUGAUGUGACAUUUUCUUUUCUUGGCAGUUUUCAAUCUUGCAAUUACAUAUCAUCAAUUCCUGUCAGUUUUAUUUGGAUGGCCUAAAUGCCCAGUGGAACCAUGGGGCUGCAGUCGUUGCAACAACUGAUUGAGUCUCAGUUUGCUGGGGCGUGUGUGUCUGUGGACUUGCUGAGAAUUGCUUCCUCCGUUGCUAGCCCAUACCAAGGGAGGGUGGCUCUCAGUCUUGUUGUCGAUGCAGAAUGCUGCCUUGACAGACUCUAUGGUGGCUACGUUUCUGAUUGGAUCUGUGGUGGUCAGUGGAAUCGAAUGCUGCAAUUUUUGGCAUCUCUUGUUCAGACGUUGCAUGCACACAAUCUACAUUUGGCUGUCUUUUUCAAUGGCUCUCUGGAACCACCCCGCAUGCAUGAAUGGGUCAGGAACCAGCUUGCCGCUCGAAGCAAUAUCUAUCAGGUGUUACGCCAUUUACAUACCAAAGGAACUCCGCCACCGAAAGUCUGGUGGGUGCCUCCGUCCACUCUCAGGACGGCUUUGCGUCUUGCUCUACGUCAUUUAAAGAUCGCUGUGUUGAGCAGUGUUGAUGAUCAUCAUCAAGAAGUGAUAGGAUUCUGUCGUGAUAAUCAUUUUCACGGCAUUUUGGCGGAAGAUGCUGAAUAUGCCAUCUUCGAUCCGCCCAGGUAUUUCUCUUCCAAGCAGUUGAAACUCACUUACAAAGGUUCAUUGGAAACUAAAGAAUUUAUUUUGGACGAAGUGGCCAAAGGUUUGAACCUGAAUCCUAACAGGUUUUGUGUAUUGGCAGCGUUAUUGGGUAAUUUUCUGCUCACUGAUGCUGAUCUCAGAGAAUUUCACAAAAGAAUAUGUGAGGAAAAUCAAACGCCACUAAAUCAACCAGAAGGAGUGAUACGCGCUGUGGCAUCGUUUGUGCGCGAACUGCCUUCCAUUGAUAAUUUGGAGAGUGUAGGAGCAAAAGUGUUCAAUUCGACCACCGAUGGUCGAGUCAAUCGUUUCAAACAAGCUGUUAAUUAUUUCUUGAAUGGAACACGUGAGCAGUAUGGACGGCAUAAAAAUGCUACGCUACUGAGACAACACAAUCAUCAUAACGAGGGUAAAAAUCAUAAACAUGGUAUUGCAGCCCAUGAAACUAAAGCUAGAAAGUUGGCGUCAGAAGCUGCCGAUGAGGAGCAAAACGAAAUUCCUGAUGCAGUUCCUUCCUCUAGCGAUCAACCUCAAGAAGAGGUCGUCGAAAAUGGGGGGUAUGUUAACGGAGGUUCGCAACCUCAUGGCAGUAGUAGCGGGAGCAGUUCGGGUGCAACAUCUCCGCACCGCGAUCGCGAAGCGUGGGGAGGUCCUAAAUCAGCAGAAGGUCAAUACCAGCCUAGUCUUCCCCCGGUAGCUGCCGAAGUGCUAAGGACGGCCUACGAAAGACAUCGCCGUGGUCUCAUGUCGCCUUACAUGUAUCAACUCUUGACUCAGGGAGAAAUCCGAUUACCAGUAGUGCUGGAAGAUCAGUGCCAUCGCGAGGUUCCCAACAUCCAAUUGUUCUACAGACCUGUUCGCCAGAUGGUUUACGCAAUUUUGUUCAAUCUUCACCACCACACGUUUUUGGCUGAAAAACAACGAGAACAACAAACCGAUAAAUCUGAAACAAAUGGUGUUACCAACGGAUCAUCAACGCCUAGCAAUUCAGCCUCGACUGGCAGCUAUGUGCCUCCUCAGUCAUUGAAUGGUUCUGGAACCGCCACUCAGUCAAACCCACUUAUACCUGAAAUCAAAAUUCGGGAAUGGGUUUGGACGGCAGCGAACCCGUAUCGUCACCCGGAAAUUGUCGUUGCAGCUGCGGUUGGUUGGCCCGUUCCUACCGUUCAUCGUCUAUGGUUUGGGACAUCCAUGGAUGACAAGAAGAGAAGGUUGAGGGCUUUCCUUUCUUGUUUGCACGCGGAUACGGCAUUAAUGUUGAAUCCGGACUAUGUUCCUCAACAUCUGUUAAUUUUGGCGUGCGUACUGAGGUAUAUAAUGGCUGCUUCGCAAGGGACGAUUCUUCAGAAGCAAGAAUUGGACGCUUUGAUCGUACAAGCCUUUGCAAUGGAAAUAACAAAUCCAAAUUAUCUGCAAGAUCUCCAACUGACAAAGGUGAGUGCACGUGGCGUCCAGCUCGCAACCUUGGUAAUGGAAGGCGUGGAAACUGCUUUGUUGGUGAACGACGCGUGUGGGUCGCCCGUCCCCUGGCCUGUCUGCUGUCCUUGGCUCUUCUUUGAUGGAAAACUGUUUCAUACUAAACUCAGUCGAACACAGACAGUCAGAGACCUUCACGAGCUAUGCGAGCAUCGUGGAGAUCUCAUUAUGAAAGUAGAGAAACUACGCAAGGCCAUAUUGGAUGGACUAGUGCUCACUCCGCUUCCUCCCCGUCCACCAGCACUAGCUCCUAUGCACGACCCAGCUUGGGCACCUCGAGAUUUCUUGGCGGGACCUUUUAACGUUAAUUUACCUAGUGGAUUAAAACGAGGUGGUCAGGGUCAGCGUCGUGGUGUGGCCCGUGGAGGCCAGCUGGAAGUGGCUGGCGUCGUGGUUAGUUCAUGGGUACCAAACUACGGUGGUCCCCGUGGACGUGGGCACAUGGGAUCUGCUUCAGGGCGUGGCGGUGGAAUGAUGCCUGCUCAAAAUAUGGCUCCACCUCAGAGAAAUGGACAUGUCCAUUACUCCACUCGGGGUGGUAGAGCGGCUCGUGGUGGUCGGAGAGGUGGACAUCAGGCAACUCAGCGAAAGCAGAACAAUGCCACUUCAACAAACACAGCGACUGCUAAUGCCUCACAGAGCAAUGGGAAAGCUAGUGUGAACAGCAAUGAAAGCUGCGACAGCAAUCGAGGAGUCAAACUACUCACGCAUGAGACAAUCCAGCCUGAGGUUAAUGGUGAAGAAGUUGCAAAGUGAACGGAAGGAUAUGUUUGGUGUGGGCGCUGGCGAUAGACGAGGGGUUGUUGCCCGUACAAAAUGACUUUUUGUGACAAUCAAAGUGAAACAUUAUUUUUCUAAUGAACCUUGAUAAAGUGAAUUCAAGUGGUGCGGCUCGUGCUCCUACUCGUCAUCAAGUCCCGCGAUUCAGCUCGAGAUGCUCUUGAUCCUUCUCCACUAGUUCCCUCUUUUUUCUUUCUCUUUGAACCGACACUUGAGAUCCUUCAGAAAAAAAACAAAGCAAAAAACAUUCAACCGUUCAAACCUGUCAGUCAAUCCGCGAGUCAUUCUUAAAAAACGAACUGAGUUGUUCGUUGUUUUGGUUGACCUUUGAAAACAGGACGAUGCCAGAAAAAUUUUCAUUUCUAACGGUAGAAAAGAUAUCGGGUUGAAUCAGAAAAUAAUUGUCUAAAAGGAAAACAUAGUUGGAAAAAAAGUAGUUUAAACUUGUCUCUACCCCCAUCAAUUGUGCCGUGUUUAGUAGUUCGAAUCUGCUGCCUACGAGUUUCGGUUUCCCCACCCAACCGCUCUUCAUCAUUCUUGUCUAAAACCAAACCUUCCCUCUUCAGAGAGUUUGAUAAUUUUUUGUAGUUUUUCAUUGAGGGGAUUCAUUUGUUUUUUCAUUAAUAUUGGCAUUCUUAUGGUAAAAAAGAAAGUAGUUAAAUUUCUAAACCAUUAAACGUUUUCAUACGCUGUGGCGUGAAAUGGCAAAAAAGUAAUAAUUGAAAAGUAAUCCUUGAUCUUGGCACUUGAAUCGUUAACCGCGGAUAGAUAAUCAGUAAAUGAUGGUUUCUCCAUCUCUUAAAUUGCUUACACUACUGUCAUGAAUAAUUUUCGCUUCUAUAUCCUAUCCACCUACCUUACAUACCUUCCGCUCCUAAUUGGCCACUUUUCCUAUCCAAUUGUAUACCACAAGAUUUUUAUUUGACUUCAAAGAAUCAUGUCAAUUUUUCGAUGCAUGUGUGUGACUGCGUGUCAAAACGUGAUGGUGUCUUGAGCCUCGUUGCUGAACGGCAAAACAUUUGUACAUGUGUAUGAUAUCGAUGUAAUAGACAAAAACGAAUGAAAAAAUAUUAUUUGUGUUGACGCUGAG
Messenger RNA from Daphnia pulicaria, 4279 nucleotides. RefSeq names its product constitutive coactivator of PPAR-gamma-like protein 1. The record is from RefSeq and is a predicted model, not a curated record. Gene Ontology annotation, cellular component: nucleus. Bases 325 to 3165 code for a protein of 946 amino acids. NCBI's taxonomy places the organism in Eukaryota, Metazoa, Arthropoda, Branchiopoda, Diplostraca, Daphniidae. The transcript has 16 exons.